Gryllus bimaculatus (two-spotted cricket) is the source of this 288-nucleotide messenger RNA. The record is from the annotation of a GenBank genome assembly. Lineage: Eukaryota; Metazoa; Arthropoda; Insecta; Orthoptera; Gryllidae.
CGCCCGCGCCGCCCCCGCCGCCCUUCGCCGCCGCUGCCGCCGCCGGGGGCGUGCUCGUCGAGUUCAUCGCCCGCGAGCCCGGCGCCUACGCCCUCACCUGGCUCGAGCUCUCCCGCAGGUGGGCGGAGGAGGAGACGGGCUCGUGCCCGCACCGCUGCCCUGAGCUGGGCGCGUGCAUCAACGCGUCGCUGUGGUGCGACGGCGUGGCGCACUGCCCCUCGGGCGUGGACGAGGCCGCGCGCCAUUGCUCUCUGCUGCUGGCGCUGCCGCCGCUGCAGCUGGCGGCGC